UUGCAGCGUUGUUAUUGUUGACUCGUGUUUCCUUGGCCGCCUUCUGCUCCUUCCUGCACCCUGCGCUUGUUUAACCUGUUUUCACUUGUUGCCUAUCUGUAAAGUGGAGGAAAGAGUGCAAAAGACUCGAAAUGGUGCACAGGAAUUGAGGGAGACCGCAGAAAUUAAGACAAGUGUGGAUUUAAGAAGCAGGAAGACGCAAGGUACAGCAGCAGGAUGGCGCAGUACAAAGGUGCCGCCAGCGAGGCUGGCCGUGCCAUGCAGAUCAAGAAGAGAAGGGAGAGGGAGCAGGAGGAAAUGGAGCAAAAGAAGAGGAAACUGGAAGAGACUCUGAAGAUCAACAAAAUUGAGAAUAAAUUUGCAGUUCAUUAUGAUGCAGUGGAGCAGCAGCUGAAGAGUUCCACCAUUGGUCUGGUAACACUGAAUGAGAUGAAGGCAAAGCAGGAGGAUGUUGUGAAGGAGAGAGAAAAGGAACUAGCUCGCAAGAUAAGAGAACAAGAGAAGCUGUUGAAGAAGGAGAUUGAAGCCAAGCAAGCCAAGAAGAAGGAGCAGAGAGAAAAGAUUGCAAAGCUCAGUUUCUGCCCAGACGAUGAUGAGGAAGAAGAGGAGGAAGAGGAGGGAAGCGAGACGGAGAAAAACGACAAAGCAGAGGAAAGUGACGCAUCCACUAGUGAGGGGGAGGCUGACAAGGGAUCCAAGUCCAAGAUGAUCAAGAACCCUGAUGUGGACACCAGCUUUCUGCCAGACCGAGACAGAGAGGAUGCCGAGAACAGACUGAGGGAGGAGCUGAGGCAGGAAUGGGUUGCCAAACAGGAGGCCAUGAAGAAUGAGGAGAUUGAGAUCACCUUCAGUUACUGGGAUGGCUCUGGUCACCGACGCUCUGUGAGAAUGAAGAAAGGCAACAGUGUGUACCAGUUUCUGCAGCGUGGCCUGGAGAUUCUGCGCAAGGAGUUCAAUGAGCUGCGAUCCGUCUCAGCCGACCACCUUAUGUACAUCAAGGAGGACCUCAUCAUUCCCCAUCACUACACCUUCUAUGACUUCAUUGUCAACAAGGCUCGAGGCAAGAGCGGUCCGCUGUUCCACUUUGACGUCCAUGAUGACAUCAGGCUGGUGAGCGAUGCGUCGGUGGAGAAGGAGGAGUCCCAUGCUGGCAAGGUGGUGAUGCGCACUUGGUAUGAGAGGAACAAGCACAUCUUCCCUGCCAGCCGGUGGGAGCCAUAUGACCCUCAGAAGAACUACGAGAAGUACACCAUCAAGGACAAGAACAAGAAGAAGUAGGAAACUUCAUCAUCAGAUGUGUCUGCGUUUGCUCACAAGUACAAAGACAUACUGUGUGUCCUACUGCCAGCCUCUACAGCAGUCAUUGUUCUGAACACCCCAGAGAGAGAGUGUGUGUGAUUGUGUAUAUGGUGUGUGUGUGUGUGUGUGUGUGUGUGUGUGUGUGUGUGUGUGUGUGUGUGUGUGUGUGUGUGUGUGUGUGUGUGUGUGUGUGUGUUUGAACUAAAAGAUACAUGCAUCCUAUCAUUUAGAAGAUGCUGUAGAUAGUUUUGAACACCCCAGGGAGAGAGUGAGAAGUGUGUGUGUCUGUGUGUGUGUGUAUUUACUUGCCUCAUCAUGUAGAAGACGCCAUAGAAGGGUCAGUUACAUUACCAUUAGAGCAUUAGCGUCGUGGAUUGUGUGUCUGCAGCUCCUUGUGUGCAGAGGCCUGGAAAGGGCUUGGGUCUUAGGUGUGGCUUUUGUCCACUGCUGUAGGUGAGUCUUGUUUGGCUUAUGCAGGUGAUAGAACAGCUCUAGGAACAUUUGGAUAUUAUUAAGUCCCUUGUUCAGGCUUAUUGACAUGGUGAGACUUACACAGGGCACUCUCAGGAGCAGCAGCAUGUGAGGGUGCUAAUGGAGCUGCUAGGGCUGGUGUGAUGGACUGUGGGUGAUCCUUAUUUUGUUAUUUGAAAUUCACUGCCAGCAAGGGUGAGUAUAUGACACACUCACUCUGACUGCUCUUAUAUGUGCCAGGUUUGGGGUGUAAGGAAUUCCAAAUGUGGCACCAUGGCAGUGUGGUGGUGUGGUGUUCCAGUUAGUAGUCAAGCAAAUAAAGGUUGUCAACUUGUGGUGGCUUGCACCUUCACUCUGACAGUAAAGCCACAUACACAGCCAGUGUGCUGGCUGUCACUGAUGAAUGUUGUGUGUGUAGGUGGCUCACCAUGUAAAGGCAUUUUUAGAAACAGGUUAGUGCUAACCCUGGCACAUUAAGGCCUGUGAGGAAAUUGACAUUCAGACAUUCAGAUAAGAGAGAGUUUCAAAGUUCCCCCCAGUUCUUAGCAAUUGCAGUUUUGUAUAAGUAACUGCAUUUCCCUGACAUUGUUAUUCAGUAAAGUAAAUAGGUAAAAAUGCUUACAGUAAUUAAAGAAAUAUAAUACUAUCAUUUUAAGUUCGGGAAUUAUAUCUUUUGAUUCAUGAGAUAAAGAGUGUAGUACAUGUCUCCUAGAAAAAAAAAAUGAUGAUUUUGUUUCCGGCAUUGUACAUUUGUUCGUACAAAGUGAGAAACAUGAUGGUUGUAUUACUGUUUUAUGGAGAGUAUGUCCUUCCCAGCAGUGUUGUACUUACUUGUAGUGAUGUUGCUUUUUGACACCUCACUGGCCUUGUGUCAGCCUGAAGGAGAGCGUGCCUGGGAACUGUGACAGCAGGGCAAGUCUUCACUGCCUCAUUCUAGCAUUACUUUUGUACAUAGGUUAUGUAUGGUCUGUGUGACUGGACUGAGUAGCACUUUUAUAAUCUGUUGGAAGGUUAAGUUUGACAGCAAGCCACUGCCAGCACACCUGAACGGUGAGGGACACAGUGGUCAGACCUGGCAGGUGUGUGGGUGGCUGGUUUAUCAAUAUUUUUACUGUGCCCAGACUUCUUUUUAUUAUGUAAGUAUAUUCAUAUAUUUAAUUUAAAUACCAUAUAGUUUUUUUUA
Molecule: messenger RNA, 2953 nt
Organism: Portunus trituberculatus (swimming crab)
Lineage: Eukaryota; Metazoa; Arthropoda; Malacostraca; Decapoda; Portunidae
Product: protein FAM50A-like
Exons: 8
Coding region: 217-1278 (353 amino acids)
Biological process (GO): chromatin organization
Cellular component (GO): nucleus
Source: RefSeq, a predicted model, not a curated record